Molecule: messenger RNA, 3254 nt
Organism: Paramecium octaurelia
Lineage: Eukaryota; Ciliophora; Oligohymenophorea; Peniculida; Parameciidae
Source: the annotation of a GenBank genome assembly
AUGCAAAUUCAUCCAAUUCAAGCUCUCAGUACUACUUUAAAAGAGGAUUCUUAAAUUCAUAUAACAGGAAGUGAAGAGAAAUUAUUAAAGACAAAGCAGACAAUACUUGAUCGUGCUCCAGUUAAUUAGGAAGCAUUGAAUACUUAUCUGAAAAAUACUCAUCCAACUGAUGGUGAUGAUAAAUUAUACGAUUGCACUAAUUGUUAUAACGUAGAUGUUGGUUUUAAUUGUUGCUGCAGUACUGAAUUUGAAUCCGACAUAAAUCAAUAUGGAGCAGGCAUUACUAUAUAUUUUCGAUUCCUCAAAUAAGUAUUAAAUCAUGCCAUAUAUAGAUUAUUUUAUACUUUUUACUAUUUGCUCUCUUGAGUAUUCCUUAAUUGAUCUUCUCCUUAUCUUGUGUGAAGGAUACGUUGACUUUUAAUUCAAUACUCAUGGGAACUACGCUAGGAUCAUUGAGUCUACAAGGAGAUUCUUGUGUUAAAAUGUCUUGGGAUGAUGUAGUAUUAAAUGUAAUCAUUUAAAUCAUUAUGUAUAGAAUAAUGUAACACUUGAUUCUGCAACCAUCUUAGAGAAAACAACAUUUAAUUGUAAUUCUGGAACCAUAUCAUCCUAAAAUUUUGUGUUGGGUUUCUUCUAAGAAGGUAGCAGUUCCAUCCCUUGCACUUAUUAUGAUCCAUCGCAGGCAAUAAUAAAUUGUACUAACUCGAAAGCAUUUGCAGAGAUAUAAAAUAAAUGUGUAGGACAACAGUCUUGUGAGUUCAUAAUAAGAGAGUCUUUAUUUGACAAUUGUCCUGACUUGCAUUCAAAUGUAGUUUAUGCUUAUUCGUUUUGCCAGGAUUCUGAAUUCUCUCUCGGAUCAGUAAGUGUUAAGAAUAACACAGUCUCAAUCAUAUGUGGCUAUAUUGAUUUGGCAAUAGUCCUGAUUCUAAGUAUCUUUCUCUUUACGUAUAUUAAUAUAAUUAAUUUCAAGCUUGGAGAGAUAAGAGAAAGAAACUAUGAAAAAUGUGAAUGAAAGUCAAGUAUUUAUAGAAAAUUUUUCAUUAGAAUUUAGAAAUCUCCCUGAAUGUUCCGAUCCUAGGGAGUUAUUUUAAAAACUAAUUGAAAUUGAAUUGCAAUUAGCCAAGAAAUUCCCUUAGAUACCUAGCUUUCAUAUCGUGGAUAUUUAAUUUUCAAAAGGGAACAGAUCAGUAUUGAUAGGUGAGGAAAGAGCUAUGGCAAUAAAAAAGCGAAAUAACUUAGUUAGAAGAUUUGAGAAUAAAUUUAAGGUUUCUCUCAUAACUUCUAUGGAUUUGAAAUAAAAUCUAGCAACAGCAGUAUUGUAAUAGGCUCUAAGUCAAUUACAAUAAAAAGAUGAUGCUUAAGAACUUCUGGAUGAAAUCUAGAAAUUAGAAAACCAAAUUUCUGAAUUUGACAAUUAGAUUCAAAUGCCAGAAUAAUUCAAUGAGGUUAUUUAAUAUGCUUGGAUAACAUUUGAUACAAUUGAGCAAAGGAACAUGGCAUUUUUUGUCUAUUAAGAAGAUUACUUGCGAGAUCUCUUUUCGUGUUGUGGAUGUAAUGAAAUUAUGAAAAUCGAUAAUGCAAUAAUCAAAGCAUAACCUGCACCUCCUCCAGAUGAUAUUAAUUGGAUGAAUUUAUAAUAUUCCUCUGUGGAAUUGAUUGCUCGCAGAACUCUAAGUUUUAUGCUAACUUUUAUCUUGAUGAUCUUCACAAUUGCAGCCAUUAUCUUCUUAAAGUAUUACUGUUUCUAUUUCAUUUAGAUAUUAAUAAUUGACUUAUUAAUAAGAUUACCCAGAACCUAAUUGUACGAUGUAUCCUAAUAUCACAGAGGCCGAUGUAAUUGGUGAUUAGAGUAAGAGUGUUAAGAAAGGAUUGUUGGAAUGUUAUUGCAAAGAAGACUUUCUAAAUAGAAUAAAUAUGACUUUUAGUAACGGUGAACAAUUGUGUUAGCAAUGGUUCAAUGAUUAUGUUAAGAUCGUUGGUUGGCCAUUUCUAAUUGUAGUUGUCAUUAUUUUAAUAAAUCAAGUCAUUUAAAUAAUAUUCACAAGUAGAUUAAUAUUUAUAAUCUUAGAAUUUGCUGAGUUUGAAGCUCAUCGAUCAAAAUCUAAAUAAUUAUCUUCUCGUCUUCUGAAAGUGUUCGUUGUGCAAUACAUAAACACAGCCUUAGUAAUAUUGAUAAUUAAUAUCAAAUUUACAAGUGAACUAAAUCUAUCAUCCUUUUCAGUAUUAUUAAAUGGUAAAUUUGAUGAUAUCAGUGUUCAAUGGUUUAAUUAAGUUGGAACAACAAUUGUAAUUAAUAGAUAUUAUAUUUAGUUGCUUACUAUGCUAAUUUAUGUGUUGGGUCCAAUGAUCAAUAUAAUUCUAAUGAGCAUUUUCAGAUGUUUGAAGAAAUGUUUUGAUCAAUGUGGAUUGGAAGACGGCCAAUUCACAAGGAAAUUAACACAAUAAGAUCUAAAUGAGUAUUAUACAGGCUCAGACUUCAAUGUAGAACUUAAAUACUCUCAAAUAUUGACUGUUAUUUGCGUUAACUUCUUAUAUUCCUCAGGUAUGCCCUUAUUGUAUUUGACAACGGCAUUAUUUUUGUUUAUCACAUAUUGUUGUGAUAAAUAUUAUUUGUUGCAUUUUUGCAAGAAUCCACCAAAAGUAGAUGAUAGUGUAGCAAGAUUAGUGAGAUAGAUAUUGAAGUUACUGUUAAUUUGGCAUGUAAUAUUCUCAAUUUGGAUUUAUGGGUCGACUAAGUUAUUUCCUGAAACUAUAGACUUCACUCAAUCUAUCUAAUCAUCUUCUAUUGUUCAAUCAGCACAAAGUAAUGUAUUUGGAGAAUUCUUUAAAAGAGCAAUAACAAGCUAAUGUAUUGGUUUGACUUGCAUACUGAUUGUGCUUAUCAUCUAUUAUGUCCUUUGGCCUUGUGUCAUAAGUCCAAUUCUAAGGACAAUUUUCUUCUUUUGUUAUAGUGAAACUACGUUAUUUGAUAAAGUGGAGAACAUAUUUAUUUAAAUGCAGCAAUCCAUUUAUGAAUGUAAGUGAAUUACGUUAAUAGUUUAGUGUAUUCGUAGGAUUAGGCAAAUUAAAUAAUGUAACUGUUGAGAAUUCAAAGGUAGGAUGCACAAGAAAAGGGAGAAUAGUAGUUUGCAUUGUUGAUGGGUGAACGAUUAGCAAGAAUGCAAGCACUCAAGUUUUUCAAGGGGUUGAUAAAUGGACUUCAUUCUUACGACAUAGUUUUGAAUCCUAAGUAUUCAUAAUAUCACACUCUUUGA